Penicillium chermesinum is the source of this 1698-nucleotide messenger RNA. RefSeq lists its product as uncharacterized. NCBI's taxonomy places the organism in Eukaryota, Fungi, Ascomycota, Eurotiomycetes, Eurotiales, Aspergillaceae. Gene Ontology annotation, cellular component: ESCRT I complex. Bases 1 to 1698 code for a protein of 565 amino acids. The record is from RefSeq and is a predicted model, not a curated record. Gene Ontology annotation, molecular function: ubiquitin binding. The transcript has 5 exons. Gene Ontology annotation, biological process: endosome to lysosome transport; protein transport; protein modification process.
AUGGCGCUCCCUCAGCGGACGCUCAGCUGGCUUUACUCAGUGUUGAGCAAAGACCACUACGACCCGAAUCAGACCUAUCACGACCCGAACCGUACGUACCAGGAUGUGGUCAGCGCUCUAGCCCAAUACCCCUCGCUCUCCCCACGAACGGACGUCUACACCUACGAGAAUGGUUUCUCUUGCCUUCUCCUUCACUUGGUCGGCACCUUGCCGGUAGUCUUCCGUGGCACGACAUACCGAUUCCCAAUCGCAUUAUGGAUCCCCAAUACCUAUCCGAAAGAUCCUCCCAUGGUAUAUGUCACUCCGCCGCAAGAUAUGGCUGUCCGGCCUGGCCAGCAUGUGACCUUGGAGGGUCGAGUAUACCAUCACUAUCUGGCACACUGGGCAGAAGCUUGGGAUAGGUCAACAAUUACCGAUUUCCUUUCCAUCUUGCGUGAAGUCUUUGCCAAAGAACCGCCUGUGCGGUAUCGACAGCAACCAUCCCAACCGCAGCCGCAACAGACACAGACACCCCCGCCCCUUCCACCUCUGCCGCCCGGCGUUAGCCCUACGCCAGCACCGUCACAAAUACAGCCUGCUAGUCCAUUAGUUCCAGCUCCUCCCCAGUUGCCACCAAAGCCUGGGGCUCCGCAAGGGCUGCAGUCACCCCAGGGAGCAGAACGAUAUAAGUCGCCUCCGCCGCUCCCUCCGCUCCCCCCGAAGGAAAAUGAAUCUCGGCGGAUUUCAGCUUCAAUCCCAUCAGUGGGUCCAACGAAUCCAGGAAACAGAGCCAGUCGUCAAUUUGUGUCGCCACAGUAUCAACACCCACAACCUCCAAUACACCCUUUGCCAGCUGGGGCAAUAUCUCACAAUAGAGAUGCCAGUGGUCCCCAGCAACCAUAUCAGCAGCCAGGUCCACAAGGUUCUCCAGCAUCACCACCGCCGCAAGUACUAAACAACCAUCCAAUCCCACUGGCACAGCCAUCUCAAUAUAUGGGAUACCAACCCCAUCCACAUAAUCACAUGCCGCCAGGGCCCGCAUAUCAACAAUCGCCAUAUCCACCAAACUACCAACCGGUGCCACCAGCUGCUCCGGCAGCCCCGGCUCCAAAACCCCCGGCUCCAGAUCUACUUACCUCGCCGUUCGAGCUGGAAUUACCCUCAUUUGCCCCGACGGGCCCAGCACCGCCCAUCCCUCCUAACCCCGAAAAGGAUGCUCUGUUACACGCGGUUUCUAAGACACUCUCAGAGACUCUCCAAACCCAAGCUUCUCAAUCCGAUGCUGCAGCGCAGUCUCUCGUCUCUCAGUCCCAUUCCUUGCAGAGUGCAAUGGCCACACUCCAAGCGGAGUUCAAUCCAUUCAUCGUGCAGAUGCGACUAUUGCCGAUGCGCAGACUCGGGCUUCUUUUUCCGCCCCUCCCCGCUACCUCUGGAGCCCCCGGCCCCUCUACAUCCUCUGAUGCUCCGACAGGUCUGCCGCCCAUUGAUGAUGUUCUUGUUGCCCCAACUGUUGUUGGCAAGCAGCUUUAUGAUCUUGUUGCGGAAGAAGAAGGACUGCAGCACGCACUGUACGCGCUGCAGGCGGCGCUUGUGCGCGGCGUCAUCGGUGUUGAUUCUUGGUCGCGCCAGACGCGAGGCUUGGCGCGGGAAGCUUUCCUCAAGAAAGCCCUUAUCCGCAAGGUUGCGAGGGGAAUGGGCUUGGAAGAACCUACGAUUUGA